AUGGGGCGUAAGGGGUUACCUGUCUUGUGCGUGGAGUCCCUGUUUACCAAUGUCCCCGUCGAUGAAACAAUAGGCAUCAUUUUGGAAAAGGUCUACAGGAACCCUGACAAGCAACCUCCGAACAUCCCGGAAGAAUCGCAUAAGACACUCCUAGUCAUCUGUACGAAGAGAGCCCCCUUCACCACCCACAGAGGACAGACGUUUCGUCAGAAAGACGGCGUGGCAAUGGGAUCCCCUUUGGACGUCCUCUUUGCCAACUUUUACAUGGGUACCGUUGAAGAGCAGGUUUUUUCGCAGCACCGAUGUCCCCGGACGUAUGCCAGAUACAUCGAUGACAUAUUUGUUCAAGCUGACUCCAAGGAAGAGGUUGAAGCCCUUCGCCAGCAGUUCCUGCGCAACAGCGCCCUUAAUUUCACAAUUGAAUUCAGCAGCGAAGACCGGCUCACCUUCCUCGACGUCCUAAUUACAAAGACUACCCCGAAGACAACCACCACCUUCUACACCAAAUCUACCAACUUGGGACUUAGCUUAAAUGGAGAGAGUGAGAGUCCUGCGAGGUUCAAGACCACCACCGUCAGGGCCUUCGUGAGGAGGGCCUUAACGCACUGUUCAGCGUGGCAGGACACCCACGCAGAACUGGACCGAGCCUCACAAAUGAUGAUUAACAACGGUUACUCCAACAAGCUGAUCAACAGGGAGAUAAGAACAGCUUUAAACAAAUGGUACAUGGAGGACGGAGAGAAUAAAGAGAAUCCCCCCUCCGAGGAUAUAUGUAUUUUCUACAAGUCCUUCAUGCACCACGGAUACAAAGAAGAGGAGAGAUGCCUCAAGAAGAUUUUGGAAGAGAACGUCACCCCCGUGGAGGAAGGGAAGAGGGUCUCUCUUAUAAUCUAUUAA
Macrobrachium nipponense is the source of this 897-nucleotide messenger RNA. RefSeq lists its product as uncharacterized. The transcript has a single exon. The coding region runs from base 1 to 897 and encodes 298 amino acids. The record is from RefSeq and is a predicted model, not a curated record. Lineage: Eukaryota; Metazoa; Arthropoda; Malacostraca; Decapoda; Palaemonidae.